CGGGCGGGGAUGAUGCUGGCGGCAGCGCUGCCGCGAGCCCUCAGUCGCUUGUCCGCCCGGCGCUACCCCGCGGGGCUCCGGCCACCCCGGGCCGCCUGGCGCGGCGGGGAGCAGGGCAGCGGCAGGACGGGGUUUGAGGGGCGGCGAUGGGCCCGGCCGGUCGGAGGUGCUCUGGGCUUCCUGGGAGCCUUCUCCCUCUUCCCCAGGGACGCUGAAGAGGACGGCGAGGACGCCGUUAUCCUCCUGCUGAAGAGAGCCAAGCUCAGCGUCAUGAAGGGUGAGCUGGGAGAGGCCGAGAAGCUUCUGCACGAAGCCCUGCGGCUGUCGCACCAGUCGGAUAACAGGAAAGCCAUUAUCUACACCUACAGCAUGAUGGCAAACGUGGCCUUCAUGCAGGGACAGCUGGAUAAUGCAGAAAAGCUCUACAAAGCAAGUAUGAGCUAUUUGCUCUCAGGGGACACGAAAGAGGAUGACAAUGCAAUCCUUGAGAUGUCCCUCAAGCUGGCCAGUAUCUAUGCUGCUCAGAAACAGCACAAAUUAGCCCUGGCUGGCUAUGAGUUCUGCAUCCUGACCUUAGAGGAGAAGAUUGCCAAGCAGAAGGACUUGCCUGAGGAUGUCUUACCAGCUGAAGAAAAGGCCAAUACCCGUCUCUUGCUUGGGAUGAGCCUAGACUCCUAUGCUCGCUAUCUCCUAAACAUUAACCAGCUCCCAGCGGCCCAAAAAAUGUAUGAGAAGGCUCUGCAGAUAUCAAAAGAUGUUCAGGGAGAGACUCAUGCACAGACUGUAGUCCUGAUGAGCGACUUGGCGACUGUACUGGAUGCCCAGGGUCACCACGAUGAGGCAUACUCCUAUGUGAAAAGAGCAGCAGAGCUGGCAAAGGAAACUCAACACCCUGAGGAGCACAUGGUGUUGAACAACCUGGCAGCAAUUCUGAUGCACAAAGUCUUCUAGGAUGAAUGUACACCUAUGUCUUCUCAGGAAAAUGAUCUAUACCAGCGUAAAAGUACGAUCAUGGCUGUUACUUCAGAAAGUAACGUGACUGAAAUUUCACAAUCUAAAUGCUUUAAAAUGCAAAGCUGCAUUUGAUUUGCUAAACUUGAAUUUUAAACAUUACCUGUAUGAUGACCAAUUUGAGAAUAAAGUUUUUAAACCGUAACACGGAAUUCAAUAUAUAAAUGAAAAGACUGCUGGCACCAAUGGAAAGUGUGCUUGUGUGCCAAACAUGCACAUCAGGCUUUCAACAGAGCAAAAUCUAUUGUGCACACAAUGGGGAUCAGUACUGCAACCCUUACUGACACAGCUUGCUUCUCAGAAAGAGAUUAAUUUAUUGCUCAACGCAAGAGCAUUUACUUUGAAGUAAACAGUCUCUAUUAGGUACUGGGUUCACAAACAGCUUUAAUUCUCACUAAUGAUAAUUUUGAUACGAAGUGCUGUUUAGGUUUCUAAGAGAAAAAAACAAAGCUACAGUUCUAGUAUCAUAUUCCACCAUGUCAGAAUCCAUUACUGAAACUAUAGUAAAAUAGGUCUUUUUAACAGCCAUAAUCAUAAAGACCAAGGAAACACAAAACAUUCUGUUUCAAGACACCUUUCCAAAAA
Messenger RNA from Pezoporus flaviventris, 1596 nucleotides. RefSeq names its product tetratricopeptide repeat domain 19 (gene TTC19). The transcript is spliced from 10 exons. Gene Ontology annotation, biological process: mitochondrial respiratory chain complex III assembly. The coding region runs from base 10 to 951 and encodes 313 amino acids. Gene Ontology annotation, molecular function: protein binding. Gene Ontology annotation, cellular component: mitochondrial inner membrane. NCBI's taxonomy places the organism in Eukaryota, Metazoa, Chordata, Aves, Psittaciformes, Psittacidae. The record is from RefSeq and is a predicted model, not a curated record.